Molecule: messenger RNA, 2605 nt
Organism: Podarcis raffonei (Aeolian wall lizard)
Lineage: Eukaryota; Metazoa; Chordata; Lepidosauria; Squamata; Lacertidae
Product: urokinase plasminogen activator surface receptor-like
Exons: 8
Coding region: 360-1397 (345 amino acids)
Source: RefSeq, a predicted model, not a curated record
AAAGGAGGCUGCUUGGGGAAUAUCUCUGGAGUCUGAAGUCCACAGAAAUAACCCUUCUGUUUGCUAUGCAGUUAAAAAACCCCCAAAGGUUGUGUUAAACUGGAAUCUCCAAACAAGCCUCCUGUUUGUACUCUGGAAAUCAAUGGUGGUGAAUUUCCCAAGAGAAACAUACUGUAUCUUGCACCUUGUCUUCUGCCAAACCCAGCCUCUUUGGCUUUUGGAGAGUGGCUUGCAGGAGUUCCCAGAAACCUCCAGCUGGCUUGAGGUUACAGGACGCAUCUUCCGGUUAAACCUAGCCAGACGCGGCUGUUGCAAACACACUUUUCACUGGAAAGGGAAAACAGCCACUUGCCUAACCCAUGAAGACGAUGGGAGAACGGGAGAUGUUCCGGCACAGGAGCCAGGCUGUGCUGGCGAUAGCUACGGUCUUCUUCUCCAUGUUGGCUGCAGCCAACAGCCUGCGGUGCUAUCAGUGUGUGGGGAUGUUCCAUGAAUGCGUACAGUCCGAGCAGCUCUGUACGCCCAGGGAUCGCUCCUGCUUCUCAUCCACCAUCAAGCUCUUCUAUACAAACAACUAUGCUGGAGUUUUUAUGCUGCCAGACCUGGAAAUAGCCGAAUACGUCAUGAAAGGCUGCUCUGGGGAGGGCGUAUCCAACCGCACAGCCAAUGUGUACUCUGAAGAUGACCGAGAGGUGCACAAUACUUACUACUGUGACUCAGACCUCUGCAACAUCCGUUUCACAGGCGUUCCGGCCAGUUCUCCCCAGGUGCCCAAUGGCAUGGAGUGUUACAGCUGCUUUGAUCGAGGCACUGGAGAGUGUGCUCCAGGGAAUGCCACCCGGAUCAAGUGUUUGGGGGACAUGAACCAGUGCAUGGAUUUUACUGUGACCGACGGUGCCUGGAAAAUGACCUACCGGACAUGCGGCCUUGAGACACUGUGCCGCCGCCAGUACGUACUCCCAGAGCUCUCAGGAAGGCUGGACAUCAGCUGCUGUUCCACCCCGCUGUGUAAUGAUGGCCGGCCGGGACAGAAGAGCAUCUGUAGCCACUUUUCAGAGCAAGGAGUCAAGCGGAAGCCUGAAAAUGGCCUGGAAUGCGCCAGCUGCUGUGACUCAGGACAAGGGGAAUGUGCCACAGGGAACUGGACUCAUGUCAAGUGCGUUGGGGACCAGAACAUGUGUGUGAAUGUCACAGAGGAAGGCCAGACGUUGCUGCGUGGCUGCAGCUUGGAGAAGCUUUGCUGGGAGAAGCCACAGCUGCUGGGCCUGAGCCGGAAUGCCUCCAUCCGAUGCUGCUCUGGUUCCCUCUGCAACCGCAGCACGGAGCUGACCUCCGGGGCUAUGCUGCUGCACUUGCUGCUGCCCGCUCUCUUGAUGAUGAUGAUGCGACUGCUCUGACGGACACCUAAGGAUGCAUGGACUCCACUGAAAGGGCCAAAGACAGGAGAAGGGCAGAAAGCACUUGACCAGCACUGCAUGCGCAGUUGCAUUCUUGCAGCCAAUGCGCCAUUUUUGUCACCUGCAACGUUGCUCUGGUCUGCCGUGCAUCGCGGGUGCCUGCGCAUUGCAGCAUCUGCUCCAAGAAUGUGGCAGUGUUGCAUGCAAGGCUGGAUUCCACAGCACCCUCUGCGACUUCUGCUUCCUACUUCCCAGACUGGAACUUUCAGGGAAGGGUCAGUUUCCUUGCGAGGGAAGAGAGGAUCUGUUUACAAACGAUGCCAGGAUGGUGGCAAUAGGUUGGCAGAGACACCCAGACUCGUAGUACCAGUCCUGAAAUAAUGUCAGUCUUCCCCAAAGCGACCACACACCCUCGCAUGUGCUUCUCGUCUGCCAACCUCAGAAGCCUUGGCUUCCUUCUCUCUAGCUGCCCUGAUUGAAACUAGAGAACUGUUUCCUUCAUUCCAGGUGUGGUGGCAGGACACAAACAACAGUAACUUGGCAUGGCUACUGUCCAUGGAAGAUCUUUAAGCAGUCACCUCCAUUUCUCGCCUGCUGCACCAAAGCCUAAGAAGAGUGGAGUGGUUAUUGAGCACCUAUCCUGAUUUGCUUGCGCAAAGCUUAAUGCAGAAGUUAGACUAUGGGUGUCAUACUCCCUGGGGAUCUGGGUGCCCGAGCACUCACAAAAUUCCCCAUGAAGGGGCUGGGUACCCACAAAUUUCUGUGCCAGGGCCAUGCACGCUGUGUGGCACCCGCUGCCCCAGGCACCCACGGUCCUGGGGCCAAGUUGGCACUCCUGAUGAGUGUGUUCACAUUAGCGCCUUAGAGUGCAGUGAAGUUGUCCCCCGCAGUGUAUUCAGCUGUUCUCUCCCACCAGGCAUUGUUCACAUCAGCACACCUUCAUUAAUGUCAGAUUUGUUUCUGUUUCUGUACACACCCGGGGGUAUUGACAGGGCAAAGUUUGUCUUUACACUAUGCAAAGGUGGUCCGACCUUGGCUAGAGAUGAAUAAGGACCAGCUUAAGGACUCCAGUCGGCGUGAAGCUCAUUUGAGGAGUAACACAUCACACAGUAGUGUUUUAUUACAAGGUACAGGGUAUGUAUUUUGGACAAGGGAGUGUGAAAUCCAUUAAAAACCUGGCCCUGGAAAUGCAGCAAGCACACGGUAAA